UUUUGAAAGUCGAAGUGAAAGGAUCAAAUAUUUUUUGUGAGCAUUUAAAAAAUGGAGUAUUGGAAGAUUUUGAUUUUAACUUACAUUGGUGUCGCGUUGAUUGAAGGAAUUCCGACAGGAAAUGACAUUAAUGACAAGAAAUCUGUAAACAUGGUCAAGCUAUCAAUCUAUGACCAAGAAAAUGCAUAUCAUGAUGAUAUUCAGCCCAGAGCAGGUCCAAUUGCUAGCUUUUUUGCAAAUCGGAGGACAUCAACAGUACAACCGCAAGUAGUAACAACUGUGUCGCCAGGAUCACUUGCCGAUCUCAACUUGAAAAUGGAUGCAAUGAAGAAUCAGUUGACGGCUUUAAAUCUGCAAAUUGUGGAUGAAGAGAAAAAAGUUGUGGAUUUGACAACUCAAAUGCAGGAUAUUAAUAAUCAAUUGACUGUCUUGACAAGCUUACUCUCUCCCUAAAAAAUAAAUGUAAAAUAUCUGCAAGAAUAAAAAACAAUAAAGUUUUUGGAAAUUU
Molecule: messenger RNA, 508 nt
Organism: Chironomus riparius
Lineage: Eukaryota; Metazoa; Arthropoda; Insecta; Diptera; Chironomidae
Source: the annotation of a GenBank genome assembly